Messenger RNA from Aspergillus affinis, 2877 nucleotides. Its product is annotated as putative histone deacetylase SIR2. Gene Ontology annotation, cellular component: cytoplasm. Gene Ontology annotation, molecular function: nucleic acid binding; NAD+ binding. Lineage: Eukaryota; Fungi; Ascomycota; Eurotiomycetes; Eurotiales; Aspergillaceae. The transcript is spliced from 10 exons. The record is from RefSeq and is a predicted model, not a curated record. The coding region runs from base 1 to 2877 and encodes 958 amino acids. Gene Ontology annotation, biological process: methylation.
AUGGACCCGGUACCAGCGCCCGGCGGGGAGCCCUCGUCGUUGCAGAAGAUCGAGGUGGAUGCCGCCAACAUGUCCGCCGCGGACAUGGACGACGAGACGAAUCUCACAACGGAGACGGUGGUCGCGGUGGAUAAAGACGUGUCUCAGUCGGAGUACGAGACCGAUAGCGACGCCUCGGGCGACGAGUGGGAGACCCAGUCUCUCUACGAAGAUGCCAUCCAGGUUCUUCGCGAUGAUCAGCUGCGCGACGGAGUGCCCGAUGCUUGCACCUUGGAAGAGGCCGUUGCUUUCCGAAAUCGGCUCCAUGAAAUCGGCAAGGCUGCCUUUGUUGGAGAAACCAUCGGCCAAGAUACAGUGACCGCUAAGAAGCUCUGCACGGCGUUCGGCAUCAUGCCCCCGCCUUUCCUCGAAGGCGCGCCGGAUGAGGCUUAUCAUCCUCUCCUAGCGAUCGCGAUCUCGCGGGAAUUCUCCAGGCGUCAGAAACUUCCCCAGUACAAUACGAUCGAGGAUGCGGUCAGGUUACUUCAAGAAUCCAAGAACAUCGUCGUGCUGACGGGUGCUGGCAUCUCUACGAGUCUCGGUAUUCCCGACUUUCGAUCGAAAGACACCGGACUUUAUUCGCAAUUGGAGCAUCUCGGUCUGAGCGAUCCGCAGGAAGUCUUUGACAUUCAAGUCUUCCGCGAGGAUCCUAGUAUCUUCUUCUCGAUCGCAAAGGACAUCUUGCCUACCGAGAAGAAAUACUCGCCGACCCACGGGUUCAUUCGGCUGCUGCAGGACAAGGGGAAACUCCUCACCAACUACACCCAGAACAUUGACAAUAUCGAGGCCAAUGCAGGCGUGCUUCCCGAAAAGAUUGUCCAAUGCCAUGGCUCCUUUGCGUCCGCCACGUGUGUGAAGUGCAAGUAUCAAGUCCAGGGAGAUGCAAUUUUCGACGAGAUCAAGAAGGGGGUCAUUCCUGAGUGUACGGUAUGCCGCGAGAAGAUCGCGGAGGAUGCUUUGAAGGCGCAGGGCAUGAAGCGCAAACGUAGCACCAACGGAACACACAAAAGCCGCAAGAAUGAAGGCGAGGACAGCUCGGAAGAAGAAGAUUAUGAAAUUCCCACUCCGGGUGUGAUGAAGCCGGACAUCACCUUCUUCGGCGAGGACCUUCCCGACGAGUUCGGCCAUCGUCUUCUCCAUCAUGACCGCGACCAGGUGGACCUGGUGAUUGUCAUUGGGACCUCGUUGAAAGUGGCCCCUGUAGCGGAAGUACCGGGGGUGCUGCCUCGCACCGUGCCUCAGAUCUACAUUUCUCGCACCCCUGUAUCGCACACUGGCUUCGAUAUCGACUUGCUAGGCGACUGCGACGUGGUGGUGUCCGAGCUUUCUCGCCGAGCUGGCUGGGAGUUGAAGCACGAGAUGAUUCCCCAGGGCGAGAAGGUUGAUGUGACUCCAGUGGAAGGAUAUGAAUCACGACAUGUGUUUAAGUCCGGCCUAGUGGACGCAAUCGUCAUGGAAUAUCUGAUCCGCUUCGCGCAAGCCCACGAGACGUUUCGGCGGCCGGAGAUCAAUGCCCUGGCGUCUCUAGCGGGCAUUGAUCUGGAGAUUGUCUCUUAUGAUCAAUUUUCACCAUAUUGUAUCGUCAAACUCCCCGAUGAAACAGCUGCGAGAACUCUCGUCUCGCGGAGCAUUCUAGUUAAGGACAUUUUCGAGCUCUGGGGCCACGGCAUCAAUUACGAUGAAGUGCACGCCGACAACCGCAGGCGGACGGAGCACCGCUGGAGCGAGUUCAAAGAGCGCUCGUUCCGUUUCAGCCUAGAGUCUUUCAGCGGCAAACGCAGCAUGGAGCAGAGGCGCGAAAUCAUUCAGUCUUUCUCCUACAUGGCCUUCACGGGUCCCAUCCGCAUGAAGAAUCCAGACGAGGAUUUCUGGGUUCACGAAGACUAUCUCUCGCAGGUGGAAUCCGCAGUGAAAUAUCCUGAUGCGCCGCGCCCUCAGGGGCUGAAUCUAGAGCCGAAGGGUAUUUACUUCGGUCGUUGGAUCGCAAACAGUCAUCGGGAUAUCGUGAACAAGUAUGAUCUAAAAAAGCGUCGAUAUAUCAGCACAACGUCCAUGGAUGCCGAGCUGAGUCUCGUCACGGCCAAUAUGGUGCACGCGGGCCCCGGAAGACUCUUCUACGAUCCGUUCGUUGGCACGGGGAGCUUUUGUGUAGCGGCGGCGCACUUUGGGGGCUUGACUUUCGGCUCAGAUAUCGAUGGGCGCAGCUUUCGCGGUCGAGAGACGAAGAAGGGAGACCCGAUUGGGCUGGCAUCGAACUUCAAGCAGUAUGGAACGUCGAGCAAAUUCGUGGAUGCGUUUACUUCGGAUCUGACAAAUACGCCCCUGUUCAACCGCCAGUUCUUGGACGGCAUUAUCUGUGACCCGCCUUAUGGAGUGCGUGAGGGUCUUCGGGUUCUUGGAACUCGUGAUGGCCGUGGGAAGGAAGAGGUGGUCAUUGAUGGCGUACCGGCUCACUACCGGCCGGGCUAUAUCGCCCCCAAGAAACCGUACGGGUUCGAGGCAAUGCUGCACGAUAUUCUGGAAUUCGCUUCGCAGACCCUCGUCACGGACGGGCGACUGUGCAUGUGGAUGCCUACAUCCGGCGAUGAAGACGUGAAGUUGAUGAUUCCUAUGCACCAAGACCUAGAGGUUGUCAGCGUUUCAGUGCAACCCUUCAACAACUGGGCACGUCGACUUAUCACCUACCGAAGACUCCCCGAAGGCCAAGUCUCGGACGUGACGCUUGGACGACAGAAGGGCGAUGACCAGGGGGUCAGCGCCGACGACCUGAACGCUUUUAGGAGAAAGUAUUUCUCAAGGAACCACAAGUCGGGAACUGAAAGUCCCGCAUCGCAAUGA